This is a messenger RNA of Strongylus vulgaris, 321 nucleotides long. Lineage: Eukaryota; Metazoa; Nematoda; Chromadorea; Rhabditida; Strongylidae. The record is from the annotation of a GenBank genome assembly.
AUGAGAAUGUGCGGCCAAAAGAGUCAUUUCUCAUUGAAAGAAGGUUUUCCUCUAUUGUUAGUUGGUAUGGCUCUAAUACAAACUGGUCCAUGGAGGAACCAGGGUAACGCUGCAAGAUUACGUUGGGGAACCACAGAAGCUGAUCGACGAUCUAUACAAGAAACACUGAAACUACGACAGUGUUUAUUUCCCUCACAACGUACGCUUCCAAACGUAGUGAAACAGAAUCGCCAAUAUUCUGCAGACGGACUGGGAGGCCUUGCCUUAUGCAGCGUAUUUCUAGACUUAUCACCACCAUUUGCUAAUUGCUUAGACCUCUAA